This is a messenger RNA of Dissoconium aciculare CBS 342.82, 468 nucleotides long. Its product is annotated as DUF336-domain-containing protein. The coding region runs from base 1 to 468 and encodes 155 amino acids. The transcript has 3 exons. The record is from RefSeq and is a predicted model, not a curated record. NCBI's taxonomy places the organism in Eukaryota, Fungi, Ascomycota, Dothideomycetes, Mycosphaerellales, Dissoconiaceae.
AUGGCGACACGCAGUGUUCCUAUGCUUUCGCUGGAGGCGGCGCAGGUCGCAUCCGCUGCAUCUCAAGAGAAAGCCAAAUCCCUCGGAAUAGACUUCAACAUUGCCCUCGUCGACGCAACCCUCCAUCUCGUUCACUUUGUACGCAUGCCCAAUGCCAAGUUGACUUCGAUCGAUAUCGCCAUCAACAAGGCGUUCACUGCCGCGGGUCACCGCAUGCCCACAGCACUAUAUACGACCGGAGACACGGGUAAAAACUUCGUGCCCGGUGGUGUCGCAUAUGGCAUUCACAACAGCAAUGGCGGAAGGUUCACACUCAUCGGCGGCGGCGUGCCGAUUGUGAUCGACGGGGUAGUCGUUGGUGCGAUUGGAGUGAGCACUGGGACACCAGCACAGGAUAGCGAGGUCGCGGUUGCAGGUGUCGAGGCCAUCAAGGCGUUCGUGCGUAGAAAGGGGGGCUCCAAGCUGUGA